Molecule: messenger RNA, 675 nt
Organism: Striga asiatica
Lineage: Eukaryota; Viridiplantae; Streptophyta; Magnoliopsida; Lamiales; Orobanchaceae
Source: the annotation of a GenBank genome assembly
AUGGAAUUGUUCAUAUAUGAAAGCCAAGCUUUUACAGCAUAUCUAACAGCUAUAACACCGGAGAAAACUUACCUGACUCUGAUGGCUAUGAGGCAAAAGGAGGGCAAAUCCCUGAGGAGUUACGUUGAUAGUUACAAUAAGGCAUGUAGUAGCUCCUUGGCUAAGAAGGGGGCCAUGACGUAUGAUGAAGUCCUGAGGCAAUGUCGAAAAUAUGGGAGGGAAAGAAAGAAAAAACGAGUUCACCAAGACGGGAAAGAUCAAGAGGCAGGAAGGAAGAUUGAAGGGAAGAUAAGUAGGGCGAACGACUGCUCAACCCAGAUGGCGGAGGUUCUACAAGCGAUUGAAUACGACCGUGACUACGGUCACACAACAGAGGAGUGCCGACACUUGACAGACGAGAUCGAGAGGCUCAUCCGAGCAGGGCAUUUGAAGGAAUUUGUGUACAAAGACAAGGAGAAGAGACAAUGUCGAGAAGACACAUAUAGAACUGAUAGGGAGGAUGAGGAGGACGACAUGGAGGAAUAUGAACGUCAGGGGGCUCGUAAAUAUAGAGAGCAUAAUGUCAUGGUGAAGAGGGCUGGUCAGUCUUGGUACAAGAAUGGGGAACAAAGACAUACACAAGCCCUGAUUACUCGCCUGAAUUGGGCCAUGAGGAAAGUGGGCUGGAAAUUAUAG